AUGACCCCCAACGUCGACAGUCCAAGGCUGCUACAAUACUACUUCCGAUUCGUUGUAGCAAUCUUCUUCACCCUUUUCUUCAUGGUACAGGAUUUGGUUUCCGAUCACGGCGUCGGAGAAAACACUUCGAUGCCAGUCAUGGAGUCUUUAACUUGUUCUGUAGUGGUAUCAAUCUGGGAUCGGAAAAACAUGCAUCGAUGUAGGUCAUUUCAGUCUUGUUCGGUGCCUGGUAUUCGUUCUAUGGCGCAUCUUGCCGAAGAAACGAAGCAGGCGUCAACAAUCGUUGUCAAGGGAAUCUACAUGUCCACCUUCUCUGCCUGGCUCCAGUCCAUUCCAACGCUCAUCAUUGUUUUGUUCUGCAUGCAGGAUUUGGAAGGGGUCGUCUCGGUCACCUACGCGAACAACUGGGCCGAAUAUCUCGUCCAGCUAGUUGAUGAAAACGGUGCUCUUGCCGUCUUGUCCAGGCUCUGA
Messenger RNA from Rhinocladiella mackenziei CBS 650.93, 471 nucleotides. RefSeq lists its product as uncharacterized. The transcript is spliced from 3 exons. The coding region runs from base 1 to 471 and encodes 156 amino acids. Lineage: Eukaryota; Fungi; Ascomycota; Eurotiomycetes; Chaetothyriales; Herpotrichiellaceae. The record is from RefSeq and is a predicted model, not a curated record.